UGUUUUUUCUGAAUAUAUUUCUUGUUGUGGAAAUUGAGUUUAUGUUUAAAUUUUUUUGAUUAAAUUUGUGGGUAUUCUAUAGCGCUUUGUUAGAGUUCAAGGCGCCCUCUUUUUUUUAAAAAUCUUUUAACUAGCGAGCAAAUUGAGUUUUCAUAAUAAAAUUUGUGGGCUUUCUAUAGCGCUUUGUUCUAAGAACUAAUGCUUUUGUUAAAGUUUUAGGCGCGCUCUUUUUCAAAAAUCGUUCGACUGGCGAGGAAAAUGAGUUAACAUAAUAAAAUUUGUGGGCUUUCUAUAGCGCUUUGUUCUUAGAACUAUGGCUUUUGUUAGAGUUUUAGGCGCGCUCUUUUUUAAAAAUCUAUAAAGCUCAAGGUUUUCACAACACGGCACACAAAUCUAUCUUCACUCGUUCAAGAAACUUGUUGCUUGGUUUAACGUUUACUUCUGUUUUCAUCAUGGAACAACAAUUUGAUUUGGUUAGUUGUUACUAAUUUAUCUAUCCCGAUUAUUUGAUUAUCCUCUAAUUCGCUUUUUCUGGUAUAGUUUGAUUACUGGUCAGUCCCUGAACUUUUCGAAUCGCAGCUUCAACAAGAAAACUUGUUGAUGAACGCAUCUGUCGAUUCCCUGGCUUCUGUCAGGACCCUCGAUCUUUUGCCGGCUGCGUUAGAUGUUAACACCGAACAACUAUUUGAACUCGGUAAUAGAACACCAUUAAAUCUUAGUGGCUUGAAUGAUAUCAGCAGCGAAGUAGAGAAUGAUUCCAUUCCUUCCGAAAUGAAUGAAUCAUGGAAAAGUUGGGAAGAGGAAUUUGAGAACGCACAACUACAAGAUUUAAAUUUUGAUUCAUGCGUGACUUCAACACCCGAACACCAGCCAGCAUUGUUCGAAGAAACUACCGAAGUCUUUCAAGUAGUUGAGUCUAACAUCUCAACUGCUGAAAUUUAUGAAAAUUAUUCAGCUGUCGAAAUAACGCCUCCUUUUGUCCAGUCUAACUUUCCACUUCUCGAAAACCAUCCACCUGAAGAUCAGUUUAUAUAUCAUCCUAAUGUAGACCAGGAAAAUCAUAUCGAUCCACAAAUUGGAUUAGGUAAACAACUCCCAGAUACCACCAAAGAUAAGUUUGAGUGUCCUGUUUGCAACAAAGUUUUCGCCAAAAAGUUUCACCUCAGGCGACAUACCGAGGGAGUUCAUGAGAAAAUCAAACGAUUCCAGUGCCAUCURUGUACGCAAAAGUUUCACUUGAAACAUCAUCUAACCUCGCACAUUAAAUUCAAGCACAAUGUCAAUCAACGAAUUGUAAGAGAAUUUCGAUGUAACGAGUGCAACCAUGUGUUCAAUUCCGUUGCGCAGUUGAAAGUUCACAAAGAAACACAGCACCCAAAACCCUCAUCAAGCCGGCGCACUGGAGAAAAGAGAAAGAGGACGGAAGGAGCUUCUUCGACACCAAAGAGAAGGCGAGUAGAAGCCUCUCACAACGGUCCAUUCGAUUCUGACCCUGCAAUAAUGCCACCGACCAUUUUUCCUAACGCCGACGCAGAUAUACGGGAAACUAUUCAACAACACUGGAGUGCCAUUCGAACACGACAAAGCCGAAAUAAUCGCAGACAAGAUUGGUACAACUUCAGAAUGACGAGAGAGGGCCACCAGCAGUUUCCCGAAUAUCUGCGUCAAAUUCUUGCUGACCAAUCCACUGCUUUCAAGAUUAACCUGGCAUUUGGUUUUAUUCUAAGAAACAAUGAGACAGGUGAACUACACUAUUACCACGCCUCUUCGAAUAAUCACCGCGUUCUUGACCAGCCUUUUCAAGUCAAUCAUCGCAACGACAUUGAUCAAGUCAUUGAAACGCUUCAAGAUAUUGACUUUAUUCAAUGGAUUAAACUACAACGACCAAAUAGUAAGUGGAUCGUGGAUUGGGUCACCAACGUCUGCUUCUAUGUAACUAAACUCCGUGAUCACCCUAUUGGCCGUUCAACAAAACUUCCUCGCUACAUUGUAUAUAACAGAGCCAUCGUUCCCCUUGAACGUGAUWCAAAAACUGGUWCUCCAUAUCAAGACUGGCUGUGCUUUUUUCGCUGUCUGGCUGUGCAUAACGGUGCCCACACGAGAAACCUUCAGAGAGACACAAAGCACUACUUUAGACAGUAUGAAGUUCAAAUGGGUUCUAAUCCAUCAAAAUUCAAGGGAGUUACCUUAGAAGAACUCGAUGCCUUAGAAAAGCUGUAUGAAGUCAACAUCAUGGUCUAUUCACUUGAAAUGGGUGAUGAUCAAGAAGAAGUACAAAGUCCACAGCCCUUCGCAAUCCUUGUCCGCCGGAGCCAUCGUCACUACCCAACCACCAUGUACUUAAAUCUCUACAAAGAUCACUUCUCCUAUAUCAAGAACUUUGCUCGCUACAGUAAAUCCUACAAGUGUACGCGGUGCGGAAAGUUAUGGAAAGWUGCKYKUAWGUGUCAGCGUCAUGAAAAAACCUGUGAAGCAAAAGUCCGUCUACGAUUCCCUGGUGGUGCCUACAAUUCUCCACAAACUCUGUURGAYCAACURGACGAUGAAGGAAUACAAGUACCUGAACAUCUGAGGUUUUACAAGUUCUUCGCCACAUAUGACUUUGAGUGCAUGUUCAACAAAGUCAAUCUACCAAAUAACACUGAUAAAUUAUCCUGGCAAAACAGACAUGAACCGUUGAGCGUAAGUUGCUGUUCAAAUAUCCCUGGCUUCACUGAACCGAAGUGCUUUAUAUCAGAGGGAGACCCAAACCAGUUGCUGAAGCAGUUUGUUGAUUAUCUGCUCAAUAUGAGUCAACAAAGUUAUAACUUACUGUUAGCUGACUUCGAGCAGAUAUUUAACGAAAUUGACAUCAAAAUCUCCGAAAGCGAAGGAAGUGUGGAUUCUGUAGAAGAUGACGAAAACCUGAAUAUUCUAAUGGAGCUUCUAGAAAGUCAAGAACCUAGCACUUCAGUUGAAAACGAUCGUGGUAUUGAUGUCAUGAACAGUGAUAACGAAGACGAAGAAUCAAUUGAAUCAGAGAAUGAGGAAGAUCGAGCGUUUCUUGACGAUCUAACAGCGACUUCCCAGUCAUCCGCAAGCCUGAUGCAUUGUGGGAGUUUAACUCGAUACUCGGACAAAGUAUUAUCAGGAAAAACACUCAUGGAGCUAUUAGAAGGGAGCCAGAGAUAA
Exaiptasia diaphana is the source of this 3171-nucleotide messenger RNA. RefSeq lists its product as uncharacterized. The record is from RefSeq and is a predicted model, not a curated record. The coding region runs from base 601 to 3171 and encodes 856 amino acids. Gene Ontology annotation, biological process: regulation of transcription by RNA polymerase II. Lineage: Eukaryota; Metazoa; Cnidaria; Anthozoa; Actiniaria; Aiptasiidae. The transcript has 11 exons. Gene Ontology annotation, molecular function: RNA polymerase II transcription regulatory region sequence-specific DNA binding; DNA-binding transcription factor activity, RNA polymerase II-specific. Gene Ontology annotation, cellular component: nucleus.